This is a messenger RNA of Hylaeus volcanicus, 3855 nucleotides long. It is a transcript of the gene Dna2, whose product is annotated as DNA replication ATP-dependent helicase/nuclease DNA2. NCBI's taxonomy places the organism in Eukaryota, Metazoa, Arthropoda, Insecta, Hymenoptera, Colletidae. Bases 133 to 3750 code for a protein of 1205 amino acids. The transcript has 14 exons. Gene Ontology annotation, molecular function: 5'-flap endonuclease activity; single-stranded DNA helicase activity. The record is from RefSeq and is a predicted model, not a curated record. Gene Ontology annotation, cellular component: cytoplasm. Gene Ontology annotation, biological process: replication fork reversal.
GUAGAAAUUAUGCUCGUUUUUCAUCUUUCUAUCACUUGAAUUUGGGAUAAAGAUUGGCGCGAAUCGGCUACACCAAGCCGAUCAAGCGUAACACUACACUAUAAAUAAUUAUUAUGAAUUAUAAAUAUUACAAUGAAGAAAACUAAUCUUUCCCGCAAAACGAAUGCUGUUCGAGAUGCAAAACCAUCUCAGAAGAAGAUUUCGAUGUAUUUUACAAACGCUUCGAAGGAUGAAGUAUUUAAGGAUAAAGAUAGCAUCAUAAAUAGUAUUAUUGGGAACAGUACGUCGAGCGAAGGAGUAUGUAAGAAAAGAAAGUUAUCAGGAGAUUUAGAAUUGUUAGAGACUCGAAUGAAAAUUGUCAAAAGCGAUGAUACGUCUGAUGCAUACAACUCGAAUACUCUACACGAAAAAAACUAUGCAUUUACAAGUGAAUCGAAUGCAAUUUGUAACAUAUCCAGAGAUAAAAGAAAGUGUGUCAUUGAGACAUCCCCCAAGAAGAAUCUGACAAUAGGAAAAUAUAAGGAAAAUAUAGAUUUAGAUAGAUGUAAGAAUAUAGUGUACAAACAAAACGAGAAGAAAGUAGAACCUUUGAAUAUACAGUCUGUAAAUAAAAAAGAGAAUAGGACGAAUUCUGUGGAAAAUGAAUCCAUCAAUGCAUCAGAUUUUGCCUUAGAAACAUGUAUUAUGGAUAAUUUUAACGAUUGUUUUGAGGAAGAAUGGUGUGUAGAUAAUCAAAUAAAUUUCGAUUCUUUCCAGAGAUGCACGGUUACAGAUGUAAAGAAUGAAUACAGUAGUACUUUGUUAACAGUAGAACAAGAAGACUCUGCGUUAAGUGGAACCGUUAUGUGUUCAGGCUUUUGGAAAGACGUGAAGGUGAAGAAGUAUGAUAUCGUUGCGAUACAGGCAAGAAAAGAAUCUCGAUAUUGGGUUGUAGACAACACGAGUGGCUUUCUUGUUAUUCAUUCGGAUAUGUUAAUAUCUGGAACAACAGUGGUUUCUGGUUUGUUUUGUAGCAGAAAGGCAGUGCUAGCAGAGAAAUUUAAGAAACUGGAAUCUCUUCCUUAUUUUGAAGGAGAUCAAACGCCGUUAGUUAUAGGAAGCCUAGCUCACCAGUUAUUGCAGAAGGCAAUAUGCGAGAAUGUCCACGUAAUGUCGGACAUUACAAAGCUACUGGAUGAAAUACUGCAGUCCAAGGAGACUAUUAGUACCCUUUACGCGACAGAAAUUAAAUUUGACGAGUGUAGGAAACAGAUGCUCGCGUUUGUACCUAAAAUAUUUAAUUUCAUUCGACAUUAUUUAAAAGAUGAAAAGCAACAAGAGAUAAGUAACAUAAAAGAUAGUUUCAAGGGAAGAAUCACUCGUGUACGCGACAUAGAGGAAAAUAUUUGGCUCCCCAAGUUGGGAGUGAAAGGUAAAGUGGAUGUUACCGUAGAAGUUAGCCUGAAUUCCAAGCGGAAGUUGAUGCCACUGGAAAUAAAGACAGGUAAGCCUUCGUUCUCUUUGGAACACAGAGGUCAACUUAUUUUGUACAUCAUGAUGAUGGCUCUCACGGGUCAAGACACAGACACUGGUCUGCUAUUGUAUCUCAGAGAAAAUAACAUGCAAGAGAUCAAGUGUAAACAUCCUGAGAAAAGGGAUUUGAUAUUGUUGAGGAACACCAUAGCUAAUUACAUCGCUCCAAAGCUAGUGGACAAGUCAUUGGAGUUGACUUCCGAACCAGACUUGGAAAUGCUACAGUUACCAGAGCCGAUCAACCAUCACAGGGCUUGUUCGACGUGUUCCUAUAACGCGUUGUGUUGCUCUUACUUAAGCAGAGACCCGGAAAUUCAAUUAUCGGAAUCGCAUCCAUUAGCACAGCUCAGCAAACAGAUCUUGGAAAAGUUCAAACCCGCGCAUAUCGAUUACAUCAUAAAGUGGGUUUCGUUGUUGCAAAUAGAGGAAAACGCGCAAACCUCUGAUAACAUAACGAGAUACAUGUGGACGUUAAGUCCAGAAAAGAGGGAAGAGAAGAAACUUUGCAUAAGUAAUUUGAAAUUAAUAAGCAAAGUGGUCGAGCACAGCUCAAAGUACCAGCACACAUUCGGUCGUGGAGAUGUCGAUAUUCCAUACACGGAAUUUUCAGAGAAUGAAUAUGUGAUAGUUAGUACAGACACGCGGGUAAACGUAUCAGCAGGUUUCAUAAUGCACAUAGAAAAAUAUUCUAUUACCGUUUUACUAGACAGAGAUAUUAGCAAAUAUAACAUGAACGAGUCGUUGCACAUCGACAAGUACUCACACAGUACUUUGUUUUCCCUUAAUAUUGCCAACGUAGGUGGUUUAUUGGGCGAUAACGAAAUCUGUGCAAAAUUACGAGACAUUGUGAUAGAUAGGAAGCCAGCAACGUUCAGCAAAGGUGUACCACAUUCCAUCGUGCGGAAAAGUGCUGAGAUAAUACACGAGCUGAACGAAAAUCAGCAAAGAGCUGUUUUGAAAGCCAUGAGUGCCAAUGAAUAUAUCCUAAUCAAAGGAAUGCCAGGAACUGGAAAGACGCAAACAUUGGUGGCUUUAAUAAGCCUGCUAAACAAAACAGGAUACUCAGUUUUGAUUGCUGGCCACACAAAUGGCUGCGUUGAUAAUAUUUUAUUGAGAUUACUGGAAAAGGAUGUCGACUUCCUGAGAUUGGGGUCGUCAGCUGUCCAUCCAUUGGUGCAACAUAAAUCUGAGAGACAUAUGAUUGCGAAUUGUAACUCCGUUGAGAGUUUAGAAGCUGUUUACUCUAGCAAAAAUAUCGUUGGAGUGACUUGCGCUAGCUCUAAUCACGUUCUCCUAAGCAAAAGAACAUUCGACGUGUGUAUCGUAGAUGAAAGCGCACAAGCCUUACAAUCGUCCGUAUUGAGACCGCUGUACAGCGCACACAAAUUCGUUCUCGUAGGAGAUCCUGACCAACUACCUCCUAUCGUCAAGAGUAAAACAGCAAGAAAACUUGGCGCAGACGAAUCGCUGUUUUCUCGCCUGGACAGCGCGAAUAAUACCAUCACGUUAACAAAACAGUACAGAAUGAAUAAAAUUAUUAUGCGUUUGGCGAACAAGUUUACGUACAACGACGCUCUAGAAGUUGGAAGUGCGUCGAUAGAAAGCGCUACUUUCGCUGCAACGAACAGCGAAAAUUUGGCGAAAGAAGGAAAGUGGAUACAGCAAGCAUUGUCGCAGAGUAUACACGAUUCCGUAGUAUUAUUGAAUACAGGUUGCACGAGUGACAUGAAAAUGAGUAUCGAGUCCAGUGAUAAGUAUCUAGGAAGCGAUCAGAAACAUUCAAAUGUUUGGGAAGUUGCUGUAAUCAUGAAUCUACUGCAAGCUCUCUUUAAGAUGAACGUGGACCAUCGUAGUAUUGGAAUAAUUGCACCGUACAGGGCACACGUAAGCCUAUUGAAAGGCAUCGUUCCGAAUAGUAUCGAAGUGAACACAGUUGAUCAGUAUCAAGGACGUGAUAAGGAAAUUAUUAUUUACACUUGCGCGAGGAGUUCAUCUAGUAAUAACAUAAUUAACAAGGAUCUGGAAAUAUUGGGAGAUCAUAGGAGAUUAACCGUAGCUAUCACGAGAGCAAAGCAUAAGUUAAUUAUUAUCGCGGAUACGUCUACUGUAUCGCAGUACUUGCCGUUUAAGAAAUUGUUCAACUUUGUCGAGGACAAAAAUAUCAUAAAUUUACGCGAUUGCUGUGAUGACUUUUCAUGGAGAAAUGUUGCGACUUUAUUGCAAGGGCAUGCUUUUUAGGAAUGUCGAAACGAAGCAUGUUAUCGAUGUCUUAUGAAAUUGGAAUUCGAACGAUAUAUUUUACUCUAACAAAAACGAACAAUAUAUUACGUAUUUUUGUAAAAA